GAAGUUUGUUGCUUCGUAACCACUUGUGACGCCUUGGUUUUGAUCAAUCAGGAAUUCCAAGUCCAUAGGUUAAAACUCCAAACCUGAUCUGGGUUGAAGCCCCAAUCCCAAUAUGGGUUCUAAACCCCAACUAGAAACGAAAAGAAGGAAAAAAAAAAGGGGAAAGAAAAGGGAAAUGAGGAACGAGGAACGAGGAGAGCGGAGAGUAGAGAGAAAAAUGAGAAAGGGAAAGAAUGCUGCUGCUGGCAUUGGUGUCGAUGUCGGUGCUGGAGACAGGGAAAAGAACAAAAAUGGCAGAGGGAUAAGGGUUGAAGAUAAGGGAGGGGAAACCCAGCCAUGCCUUGGAAAAUUGAAACCGGAUCUGCUCUGCUUUGCUCUGUCCGCCGGCUGCUCUUGUUGUGGGGGCGAAUUGCUUGGGUUUUGGUUCCGUGAGCUUCCCCCUGCAGAUCCCACCGGCCUUCCCCAAUCUGCUAGCUCCGGUUCCUUGCUUGUAAAUUCUGGUUCCCGAUCGUUCUGUCAGUUAGUACGUGAAUUGAGUGCUCGGUUUUAUGCAAGUGAGGUAAGUAAUUUAUGGUAAUGCCUGUACUGUUUUAAAAGCAUGUUUUGAUUUGUUUUUGAAGUGGUGGUGGGACUAAACCCGUUUUACACAAGUAUGACUGAUUUGAAGUGAAAUGUUUUAUACUUUUCACUAAAUUGAGCAUGCCUACUUGAAAUUUAAGUGACUGUCCUGAUGAUCUGAAAGUGAUUGUGAAUCGUGAUUUUUCUGUUAACUUCUGCCUGUUUUGUCUCCGAUGUGGUCAUGUUAUUCGUGACCCUGCUAGUGGGGGAGGAAGUGAAACCGAGGACGGGGAAACCACGGGAAGUGACGAAUUAGAAGGCUAGCCAUAUUGUAAUUGGAUAUAAAUUUUAGAUAUGAAUCAUGAUCUUGUAUUUGAAGAUUUUAUGAUAUCAGAGAGAAUUUUAUAAUUUGAUCUUCAGAUUUUGGUGGUAUCAGAUUGUGAUAU
Rubroshorea leprosula is the source of this 1004-nucleotide messenger RNA. Lineage: Eukaryota; Viridiplantae; Streptophyta; Magnoliopsida; Malvales; Dipterocarpaceae. The record is from the annotation of a GenBank genome assembly.